AUGUCAAUUGAUAUUGCGAGGGAGAAGACGGAGGUGCGCCUGGUGUUCCUCGGCGCGGCCGGCGUGGGCAAGACGGCGCUCAUCCAGCGCUACCUGCGGGACACCUUCGAGCCCAAGCACCGCCGCACCGUGGAGGAGAUGCACUGCCGCCAGUACCAGGUGGGCGGAGCCACUGUCACCGUGGAGAUCCUGGACACCAGCGGCAGCUACUCCUUCCCCGCCAUGCGCCGGCUCUCCAUCCAGCACAGCGACGCCUUCGCGCUGGUCUACGCCGUGGACGACCCCGGGUCCCUGGAGGUGGUGAAGCGGCUGCAGGCGGAGAUCCUGGCCGUGAAGGAGGACAGGUUCACGCCCAUCGUGGUGGUGGGCAACAAGAUCGACCGGCGCGGCGAGCGCCGGGUGUCCAGCGAGGACGCCCUGGCCACCGUGGAGCUCAACUGGAACCACAGCAUGCUGGAGGCGUCGGCCAAGGACGACGCCAACGUGGUGGAGGUGUUCCGGGAGCUGCUGCAGCACGCCCGCCUGCCCAGCCGGCUGAGCCCCGUGCACCACAGACGCCGCCGCGAGACCUUCCCCAAGGGCGUCGGCGAUCGCCCCCCAAAGGGCACCGCCCACAACUGCAGCGUCUCCUAA
Messenger RNA from Gadus chalcogrammus (walleye pollock), 633 nucleotides. Its product is annotated as GTP-binding protein Rhes-like. The transcript is spliced from 2 exons. The record is from RefSeq and is a predicted model, not a curated record. Gene Ontology annotation, molecular function: GTPase activity; GTP binding. The coding region runs from base 1 to 633 and encodes 210 amino acids. Lineage: Eukaryota; Metazoa; Chordata; Actinopteri; Gadiformes; Gadidae.